Messenger RNA from Musa acuminata subsp. malaccensis (wild Malaysian banana), 1451 nucleotides. Its product is annotated as dof zinc finger protein DOF3.1. The record is from RefSeq and is a predicted model, not a curated record. Gene Ontology annotation, molecular function: DNA binding; DNA-binding transcription factor activity. Gene Ontology annotation, biological process: regulation of DNA-templated transcription. Lineage: Eukaryota; Viridiplantae; Streptophyta; Magnoliopsida; Zingiberales; Musaceae.
CGUCGGAUGAUUCGACGACACGUGAUGGAGCGAGUCGGCGGAGGCACGGAAAGCGAAACGCUCUGCUGCUGCACCACCCACCGCCACCGCCCGUUGUUUGUUCCCCCGCCCCGGUCCCCGGUUUACUGAUGUGACCGACACGUCCGGAGUUUGACCGGCCCACGUAGCAAACACCAGUCGCGAUUUGUGAGGCUGGGUGGGGCCCGGCCGGUGGUUCACCGCAGAUUGGCUGAGGCGGCUUCCGCUGGGUGCAAGUGCAGCACUGGCGUGUCGACUUCGCUUACGGAAAAGUAGCUCUCCUUGCACAAGAACAUCUGCAUGAGAUUAUGGAGAUCUCCAGCGCACAUCACCAGCUCCUGCUUGGAGUGUUGGUUGUCGGUGAUACCAGUUCUUCUCCGAUCACUUCAUUCUAUUCAACCGGAGAAACGUCACGGGAGUCGGCGGCCAUGGCUAGCCUUCCACUUGAAGGAACUCUAACUGGGUGCCAAAAUCUACAGAGGCAGCAGCAGCAGCAGGAGAGGAAGGUUAGGCCACAACCAGAGCAAUCCCUCAAGUGCCCCAGAUGCGAGUCCACCAACACCAAGUUCUGCUACUACAACAACUACAGCCUUUCCCAGCCAAGGCACUUCUGCAAGGGCUGCAGGAGAUACUGGACCAAAGGUGGCUCUCUAAGGAACGUCCCUGUUGGAGGUGGCUGCAGGAAGAACAAGAAGUCUUCUUCCAAGAGGCCACAGCACCAGUCCUUCACCACCAUCUCUAACCCACCACUCCUUGCUUAUGACCCCAGUGGCCUCAGCCUGGCCCUGGCAAGCCUCCAGAAACAACACCACGACCCAGGGCGUUCGCUGGAUGACCACGAAACCUUCCUUCUCGGAAACCCUAUUCUUGAUGAUCCUACAGCACCUCCUGCAGGGUUCCUUGACAUGAUGAGGACUGGGUUUCUUGAUGGCACCACUGAUUACUCGAGCUCCUUCCACAACCUCUACUGUGGAUAUGGUGGCAAUGGCAGUACUGACGUAGAGGUGGGUUUGCCCUUUGGUGGAGGACUGGGUGGCGCAACCACAACAACUGCUACGACUGUGACCACUACCAGCCAGCUCUCCUGCAGGGACUUGGAUAGAGAGGAGGACAAGAUGUUGGUGGGUCUCCAAUGGCAGGUGGGAGGAGAUUGCAACAUGGCUUUGGACUCUACCAGAGAUCACUGCAGCUGGAAUGGUACUGUUGGUUCAAACUGGCACAGUCUCAUCAACAGCUCCCUCAUGUAGACAGGUGAAACCAUCCAGGCAUACAUAAGAUCAGAUGUCAAGUGCUUCUCUGGUUAUCAUCAAUCUUCUUUCUUUUGCAUGCGUUUCGUUACUUCCUUUACACUGUUUGCUAGCCCUGAGUGUCGAGUGGAUAAGUAUUGUGUAAUUAACGGAGGGAAAUAGAGGAUGGAUGGAUAAUAAGUUCUU